This is a messenger RNA of Tachyglossus aculeatus (Australian echidna), 1474 nucleotides long. RefSeq names its product DNA-directed RNA polymerases I and III subunit RPAC2-like (gene POLR1D). Gene Ontology annotation, biological process: DNA-templated transcription. Gene Ontology annotation, cellular component: RNA polymerase III complex; RNA polymerase I complex. The transcript has 6 exons. Gene Ontology annotation, molecular function: protein dimerization activity; DNA binding; DNA-directed RNA polymerase activity. NCBI's taxonomy places the organism in Eukaryota, Metazoa, Chordata, Mammalia, Monotremata, Tachyglossidae. The record is from RefSeq and is a predicted model, not a curated record. The coding region runs from base 1 to 414 and encodes 137 amino acids.
AUGACGUCACCUUUUAAAGGAACUGGUGGGAGCCAUGGCGGAGGAGCGGGAGAGGAGGCCAGUGCUGGAGAUGUAUGUCAAGCACCGUUCCUGAUACAAGCUAAUCAGGUCCAGGCAGCCGGAACAGAUGGAAACUGUGUCACGUUUGUAUUGCACGAUGAAGACCACACGCUGGGAAACUCUCUCCGUUACAUGGUCAUGAAGAACCCCGAAGUGGAGUUCUGCGGCUACAGUAUCACCCACCCGUCAGAAAGCAAAAUCAAUUUCCGUAUCCAGACCAGAGGGGGGCUUCCGGCAGUUGAGCCGUUCCGACAAGGUCUGAACGAACUCACCGAUGUCUGCCAGCACGUGCUUAACAAAUUUGAGGCAAGCGUUAAAGAAUAUAAGAAUCAGAUGGAAGUAGAAAUGGAUUAGCCACCUCGGUUGCAUUGGCAGAGAGACUUUUGUGUACGUACAUAUUUGUUUGAUGCUAGUACCUUAUUUCUAUUUUUUUACAUUCUAUAAUAAAGCCUAUAUAACCCAAUGAAUUUUCAGGAUUUGGAAAAGCCUAUGGUACUGAUGGCUAGCGGGAAAUCCCUCUUCCCAAGUUGGGUCUUUAAAGAGCGUUUCAGAACUUUGUUUUUGAAAAGCUUCAAAGCCUAUCGCUCAGAUAAAUCCAAUGAAAUAAAUAAAUAUGAUUGAUGCAGGGAAUAGAGUGAUAUGUAGCCACGGUGGAACGUGGAAUAUAAGAAUGUAAGAACUGGCAUAAUUCAUCCAGACUGGCUUGUAAAUAUUUGUUUGAUGCUAGUACCUUAUUUCUAUUUUUUUACAUUCUAUAAUAAAGCCUAUAUAGCCCAAUGAAUAUUCAGGAUUUGGAAAAGCCUAUGGUACUGAUGGCUAGCGGGAAAUCCUUCUUCCCAAGUUGGGUAUUUAUAGAGCGUUUCAGAACUUUGUUUUUGAAAAGCUUCAAAGCCUAUCGCUCAGAUAAAUCCAGUGAAAUAAAUAAAUAUGAUUGAUGCAGGGAAUAGAGUGAUAUGUAGCCACGGUGGAACGUGGAAUAUAAGAAUGUAAGAACUGGCAUAACUCGUCCAGACUGGCUUCAUCGGUCCAGGAUUCUUACUUGGCAACAGGAUGCUUAGAAGAACUGGGUGAUAGGUACCCUGCUUGACAACCAUCUAAAUGAAGAAUGAUCUGAUCUUGCCCCUCCAUUAACCCAUUAUGGACCACUUAGGCAUUUAUUUAUCUAGAUCCUCUUCAGCUGCAUUAACAUUUUUGGCUCACACAAUUUCCAGGUUUAGGGAGAAGAUCAUGCAGAAUAUUUCAUGAACGAAAAAGCCCUUCCGAAUGGAAGGGGUUUGUAAGAAAGGCUUUAAAGUUUUAAAAGAAAGGGGUCAGUAAAUCCAGAGAAGUAUGCGGAUAAACCUCAGUUCCCUCAUCUGUAAAAUGAGGAUUAAGACUGUGAGACCCACGUGGGGCAACCUGAUUACCUUGUAUC